UAUAACUUUUAAAAAAACACUUUCAAGAUUUCUCUGCACAUCCUAAAUUGAAAGACGCUUUUACAUCUUCGCUUUUCGAUUAUUUUCCACGUUUUAAAAAGAUGCAAAAAUGUUUUGAAGGAAUCAUGACACACAAUAUCCCAGAUUGUUUAGUAAUAAUAAAUCCAAAUCAAAAUUCCAUGGCUAUACUUGAAGCUAAUCAAUUACAAAUACCUAUUGUAGCUUUGGUGGAUUCUAAUAUUCCAACCAUUACUGACUAGAAACAUACC
This is a messenger RNA of Marchantia polymorpha subsp. ruderalis, 269 nucleotides long. NCBI's taxonomy places the organism in Eukaryota, Viridiplantae, Streptophyta, Marchantiopsida, Marchantiales, Marchantiaceae. The record is from the annotation of a GenBank genome assembly.